CGUAGAUACGAGCGACGCGGGAUCGGAAUGAGAGUUCGAACUGUGCCACUUACACUAGAGCUCAAGAAUCACUGAUAUUUAUCGAUAGACUGGGUGAUGUGGAUAUUUAGAACAAACAAUGGAAAAUAAGUGGAGUAAAAGUGAGACUUGCAAUGGAAUACCUUAUUACAUCAACCAUUACAGCGAGGUCACACAAUGGGACCAUCCAGAUCUCGUGUCUGCUGUUUCAAGUUUGAGUACAAUGGAUAACAUACACUUUGGUGCAUACAGAACCGCUGCCAAGCUUAGAAUGCUACAAAAAGUCUUGCACAUGGACGUAGUAAACCUCAUCACUGUCAGGAUGGCUUUUGAGCUCCAUGGAUACAGUCACCAUAACGACAGCGUCAUGGAUGCGGUCCAGCUCUACAACAUCAUCAACGAGAUGUAUCACAUGACCAAGGUUCGUGGGAGGAGCACGCUCAGAGUCAAUCGAUCUAGUGACCUGCUUCUCAACUGGCUCCUUAAUCUGUUUGAUAUCCAAAGAACAGGUUGCAUAAGAGUAUUGCCUGUCAAGUUGGGAAUUGCUGUCAUAUGUUCUGGAAGCAUAACAGAUAAAUACAGAUAUUUCCAAGAUCUCCUUGCCAAUAAAACAGGCAGCAUCCCCCGUAAGAUGAUGACAGAAUUCAUGCAUGAUGUUACGCAGAUAACAAACAUGAUUGGUGAGAGUGAAACAUUUGGAAAAGGUGUUGCAGCAUCUGUAGAGGACUGCUUUCAAUCUGCUUUGGGACAAACCAUAACACAGGAUGAUUUUCAUCAAUGGUUGCUUUCUGAACCACAAACUCUAGUUUGGCUGCCUACACUUCAUAGAUUCUCUGCUGCAGAAACGAUGAAGCAUGAGGUCAAGUGUUCCGUUUGUAAGAUGCAUCCCGUCAUAGGACUACGCUACCAGUGCCUCAAGUGUUUCAACUUUGACCUCUGCCAGAAUUGCUUCUUCACCCGUAGGUCAUCCAAACAUCACAAGCAGAGUCAUCCUAUGCAGGAGUACUGCCUCUCGAGUAAAUCAAAGGAGGAUGUCCGUGCCUUUACAAAGACUGUGCGCAACAACUUGAGUAAGAAACAUGGCCGCCGUAUCAAGAAGAAAUAUCGCUCAAUAGAGGAUGGUUAUGAUUCCGAUGACAGAGCAAGUGAUAAUCAAGAUGCUGAAUUGGAGACUCACGUUAGGCUCAGUCAGAUGUCAGAGAGACUAAAAGCGGUAGAAACUCAGCAACCUCCCGGGUUGAAUCGUUCCGAUAGUCUGCCUCCCUCUAUCAAGUCGACUAGGCAAUCAAUCGGCACGGCAACCACAGAUGAGAGCAGAUACCAAGAGAGGAGAGAGCUGGAGGAUCUCAUAGAUCAACUGGAGAAAGAGAACGAGUAUGUAGACAAGUCUUAA
Molecule: messenger RNA, 1411 nt
Organism: Strongylocentrotus purpuratus (purple sea urchin)
Lineage: Eukaryota; Metazoa; Echinodermata; Echinoidea; Camarodonta; Strongylocentrotidae
Product: dystrophin-like
Exons: 13
Coding region: 119-1411 (430 amino acids)
Biological process (GO): synaptic signaling
Cellular component (GO): plasma membrane
Molecular function (GO): zinc ion binding; protein binding
Source: RefSeq, a predicted model, not a curated record